CGUCAAUCCUUUCCCCUCCAGAACCCUCCCUCCUGCCCCCUCCCCUCCCCGCCACCACCCGCCGCCGCCGCCUCGCCGCGGAAACCCUAGACCCCUCCCCCGUCCGCCCCGUCCGUUCGCCGCUCCGUCGCCGCCGCCACCCGCUUCAGAUCUCGACGACUUCCGCCCGCGAUGGAGGACUGGGAGAAUGACGAUUUUCAACCAAUCGCGCCUGUUGUGAAAGCUCAACCUCUUAAAAGUAACUGGGAAGAUGAAGAUGUGGAUGAAGAUGAUGUCAAAGAAUCUUGGGAAGAGGAGGAAGAGAAACCUAAGCCACAACCUGUAGAAAAGCCUGCUCCAAAACCUAGUGCUAAAGCUGCUGUGAAAAAAGGCAAACAGCCCUCAACGAGUACUGAAGUAGUUGAUGAUGAUGUUCUUGAUGAUCCUAUUUCAGAGAAGCUUCGCCAACAAAGGCUAGUGGAAGAAGCUGACUUUAAGGCAACAGCAGAGCUUUUUGCAAAGAAGGACGGCAGUGAAAAGUCACUAGAGACUUUCAUCCCGAAGUCUGAGAGCGACUUUGCGGAAUAUGCUGAGCUUAUCGCAAACAAAAUUCGCCCGUAUGAGAAAAGCUUUCACUACAUGGGUCUACUUAAGAAUGUCAUGAGACUUUCCAUGACAUCGUUGAAAGGUGCGGAUGCGAAAGAAAUAUCCUCCUCCGUCACGGCAAUUGCUAAUGAAAAGAUCAAGGCUGAGAAAGAAGCUGCAGCAGGCAAAAAGAAAGGAGGAGCAAAAAAGAAGCAGCUCCAUAUAGAGAAAGGAGAGGAGGACUUUGUUGCCCGACCGGGUGCAUCUUUUGACGAUCCCGACGAGUUCGACUUCAUGUGAUUGGCUGGGAGGGGAAUAGCCUCUUCCGUGUAAUACCUUUGAGGCAAAGCAGAGACUAGGGUUUGCGGCGGUCUGUAUUCCCUUCAGAGGCACCUGAACACUUGGAACUGCGUGGGAACAUGUCUUAUCUAUUUGAGGUUGAUUUUGACACUCGGAGAAUAAGAAGAACGCUUGCGGCUCCCUGAGGCGUUUUUCUUGUUCAAGGCCUGUUUGUGUUUUUUUACUCUUGUUCUGUGGGUUGGGAUCUGUUCCUUUUUGGCCAACUGUACUAUAACGUGUUCCUGGUUAUAUUGGAGUCAUGCAAGUAAAUUUUGGCGGUUGCCUCAGUUAAA
This is a messenger RNA of Triticum urartu, 1196 nucleotides long. RefSeq lists its product as uncharacterized. Gene Ontology annotation, molecular function: translation initiation factor activity. Gene Ontology annotation, cellular component: cytoplasm; eukaryotic translation initiation factor 3 complex. NCBI's taxonomy places the organism in Eukaryota, Viridiplantae, Streptophyta, Magnoliopsida, Poales, Poaceae. The record is from RefSeq and is a predicted model, not a curated record.